Molecule: messenger RNA, 217 nt
Organism: Racocetra fulgida
Lineage: Eukaryota; Fungi; Glomeromycota; Glomeromycetes; Diversisporales; Gigasporaceae
Source: the annotation of a GenBank genome assembly
GUGAAUCAUUUAAGAGUGGUAUAAGAAAAAGAUGGGUUGAGUGGAUAAGCAAUAGUGAAAGAGAAUAUACAAAAAGUGGAAACCACAAAAAAGCAACAUAUGAGUUGAUUUGUAAGUGGGUAUCUGAAACAUGGAAAGAAAUUAGUCAGAAACUUUUAAUAAAGUUAUUUGAAGCAUCUGGGCUUACUUUAAAUCCCGAUAGAAGUGAAAAUGACAG